Apis cerana (Asiatic honeybee) is the source of this 2000-nucleotide messenger RNA. It is a transcript of the gene Mvl, whose product is annotated as solute carrier family member malvolio. Gene Ontology annotation, molecular function: iron ion transmembrane transporter activity; cadmium ion transmembrane transporter activity; manganese ion transmembrane transporter activity. NCBI's taxonomy places the organism in Eukaryota, Metazoa, Arthropoda, Insecta, Hymenoptera, Apidae. Gene Ontology annotation, cellular component: endosome membrane; plasma membrane. Gene Ontology annotation, biological process: manganese ion transport; iron ion transmembrane transport. The record is from RefSeq and is a predicted model, not a curated record.
AAUGGUAACGUUAUCGCAAAUUAUCAGUUUGAUUUUGUAUUUGUUAAGUAAAACUAUAUGCUAUCUGUGUAUUUCUAUUACAAAAUGGAAUUAACACCAUUGAAAAAAUCAUUAAUUUUACCUGAAAAAUUUUAUCAAUAUACCAUGCAGAAUAGUUAUACUAUUGAUUCUAACAAUGAUUCAACAGUUACGACAUUGUCUCAUCAGUGUAGAGAAGAAGCACAGAAUAAUGAGAAACCAACUGAAAGUACCUAUUUAACACCUAAUAGUAAUCAGACAUAUUUUGCUGAUGAAAGAAUUCAUAUACCAGAAACUGAAAAUAGUUUCUUUAGUUUUAGAAAAUUAUGGGCCUUUACAGGUCCUGGAUUUUUAAUGUCCAUAGCUUAUUUAGAUCCUGGAAAUAUUGAAUCUGAUUUACAGUCUGGUGUUGCUGCAAAAUACAAGUUAUUAUGGGUAUUAUUAAGUGCAACCAUUCUUGGCCUUAUUAUGCAAAGAUUAAGUGCAAGACUUGGUGUAGUAACAGGUUUGCAUUUGGCAGAAAUGUGUUAUAGACAAUAUAAAAAAAUACCUAGAAUAAUUUUAUGGAUAAUGAUAGAAAUAGCUAUAAUUGGUAGUGACAUGCAAGAAGUAAUAGGCACAGCUAUUGCUUUGUCUUUAUUAACAAAUAAAACGAUUCCUAUAUGGGGUGGUGUUCUUAUUACAGUAAUUGACACUUUUACAUUUUUAUUAUUGGACAAAUAUGGUCUAAGAAAAUUAGAACUUUUUUUUGGAUUUCUUAUCACAGUAAUGGCUAUUACAUUUGGAUUUGAGUAUAUAGUUUCUGCUCCACCUGAAAAUGAAGUAAUAAGUGGAAUGUUUAUACCUUGGUAUAAAGAUUAUGACAGGAAUAUGUUACUACAAGCUGUAGGAAUUGUUGGUGCAGUUAUAAUGCCACAUAACUUGUAUCUUCACAGUGCUCUUGUUAAAUCAAGAGACAUUAAUCGUGAAGAAUCCAAAAAAGUAAAAGAGGCAAAUAUGUAUUAUUUCAUUGAGGCAUGCAUUGCACUUCUGGUAUCUUUUAUAAUUAAUGUAUUUGUUGUUGCGGUAUUCGCAGAUGGACUUUAUAAUAAAACUAAUUUAGAAGUUUACAAUCUUUGUAAGGAUAACAAUUAUACUCUAGGAAUAGAUACAUUUACAAAAGAGAAUACUACUAUUUCAAUAGAUCUUAACAAAGGUGGCAUAUUUCUCGGUUGUGCAUUUGGUGCAGUAGCAAUGUAUAUUUGGGCAGUUGGUAUUUUUGCUGCUGGUCAGUCUUCCACAAUGACAGGAACGUAUGCAGGACAAUUUGCAAUGGAAGGAUUUUUAAAUCUGCAAUGGGCUCGUUGGAAACGAGUUCUCUUUACGCGAAUGAUCGCUAUUGUUCCAACUUUUCUUGUUGCAUUUUUUAGUAAUAUAGAUAAUUUAACUGGCAUGAAUGAUAUCUUGAAUGCUAUUAUGACUCUUCAAUUACCUUUUGCAACAUUGCCAACAAUAGCGUUUACCAGUAGUUCUCAGAUUAUGGGUGAAUUCCGAAAUGGAAUAGUUAAUAAGAUUGUUGCAACUAUAUUAUCUGUUAUUGUAAUAACUAUAAAUAUAUAUUUUGUGAUAAAUACUGUUCAAGAAGAUUUACCACAUCACUGGGCGGUAAUACUUGCCAUUUCUAUAUAUUCUAUUUUGUAUCUCCUAUUUUGUUUGUAUUUGACUAUUCACAUGGCUGUGAGUAUGGGCGCAACUUCUCUUGGUAAUCAUUGGCUUGUAAAAAAAUAUAUUGGAAAUCCUGUAAGUACAAAACUUGGAUUAUCAAAUCCUGCAAUAUAUGCAAGGUCUAAUCCAGCAUUUAAUAUUCAAGAAAAUUGGUCUGGAAACUUUACUACAAUACCAGAAUAUUGAGAGAAUAUUAUUGCAAAUAAAACGUGAUAAAUAAUAUUUAAUACUCGUGAUUCGUACUGCUAAAUUUUAUUAGAAUUAUACAAAAUUAAAAA